UCCUUUUGGCAACUGACAGACCUGAAAAAUUUGCGAACGAUGCAAUUUUCUGAUUCUCGAUUCGACAACAAACACGAAACGUUUCAUCGUUUCAAGUGGUUGGUAGCAGCGCUAGCAACGUUAUGCAUAAUCUUUGGAGUAUUAGUGGCCAUAUUUUUCACAAGCUGGUUUAAUUUAAUUAUAAAUUCACAAGUAAUUUUAAGGGAUGGAACGCAGACUUUCGGCUGGUGGUCGAAGCCACCGGUCACGCCGAUGAUCAAAGUCUACAUUUACAAUGUGACGAACGCCGACGAGUUCCUCACCAACGGAUCGAAACCGAUCGUCGAUGAGCUCGGUCCGUACGUUUACACUGAAAAAUGGGAGAAGAAAAACAUCAGGUUCCACGACAACGGCACGCUGACCUUCAACCAGGAGAAAAUCUACGUGUUCGAUGAAUCACUUUCUGCCGGCUUCGAGGAGGAUGUGGUGGUCGUGCCCAACAUCCCUAUGCUGAGCGCCACCUCUCAAUCGAAACACGCAGCUAAAUUCCUGCGACUCGCCAUGGCCAGCAUCAUGGACAUCCUGAAGAUCAAACCAUUCGUCGAAGUCUCCGUGGGUCAAUUGCUUUGGGGUUACGAAGAUCCUCUGCUGAAGCUCGCCAAAGACGUGGUUCCCAAAGAACAGAAGUUGCCUUACGAAGAGUUCGGACUCAUGUACAACAAAAAUGGUACAUCCAAAGAUAACGUGACGAUGUUCACCGGAGCUUCAGAUAUCACCAAGUACGGUCUAGUGGACAGAGUUAACGGGAUUGCGAAGUUACCUCACUACUUGAACGACGAAUGCAACAGUUUGAUGGGUUCCGAUGGAUCAGUUUUUCCUCCGCACAUCACCAAGAACACCACUUUGCAUAUCUACGAUAAAGAUCUUUGCAGGCUUUUACCACUCAAGUUUGAAAAGGAAGUUACUGUGGCUGGAAACGUGCCCGGCUACAGAUUCACACCUGCUGAUGACGUCUUCGCCAGUCCAGAUGUUAACCCAAUGAACAAAUGUUACUGUCCUCAUGGUCCACCGUGUGCACCAUCCGGAUUCUUCAACGUUUCCCUCUGCCAAUACGAUUCACCAGUGCUGCUGUCUUUCCCACAUUUCUACAUGGCCAACGACAGCUACAGGACCGCAUUCGAGGGUAUUUCGCCCCCAGAUCCAGAGAAGCACAAGUUCUACAUGGAUGUACAACCUUUGAUGGGAGCCGGUCUCUCUGCAAAGGGCAGGAUCCAAAUCAAUCUGGCCGUGUCCCAAGUGACAGAUAUCAAACAGGUGGCGUCCUUCCCGGACAUCAUCUUCCCGAUCAUCUGGUUCGAAGAUGGAAUUGAUAGUCUUCCUGAAGAGAUGACAAGUUUGAUGGCGUUAGCGACGAGCGUGCCUCCAGUAGCCAGGGCCGUACUCACCGGAAUCCUCCUGGUCAUAGGUCUUCUGAUGCUCGUUGUCGCCAUCUGGCGUUUGGUGCGAGGAGCAAAUCGUCUCAGCUCUCUGCAUCUGGCGACCGGACACGUCGGACCAUUGCAAACCAAAGAUAUGCCCAUGGCCAACGUGCCCAGACAUUAGAGAACGAAAAACCGACGAUAAUUUCUAUUCCAUCGAGUGUGUCUCUAUUAUUCAUUUGUUUUGAUUUCCUUUUCAAUCGGUUUGUUUAUAGUACGCAAAGUAAAAGGAAAAGUUAUUAUUAAACGAAAUAUUCCAUAAGUUUAACGAGUGAUUUAUAAUAUUUUAUACAUAAAUUGAUAUUUAUAAAAGAAAGAAAAAUUGUUAAGUAAAAUACGAGUGAUUUUAGUCAAGGUUCUUAAGGUUAAUCCGUUGAAAUCAUUGUUGGUUAGAUCUUAAAGUUUAAUUCUAUAUGCAUACCGUUUUCCGCCCCCACACUGUCGUAACAGAUAGUUAAAUUUAAGUUUCAUCAAAAAUUGAUGUGGAAAUUUCGAAGUGCCUUGCAGCGAUGUACAAUGUAAAUUAUAACUGUCUUCUUCAUCUCAAAUUCGCGUCUAAUUAUUAGAAUUUUUACUUUCCCCUUCGUAAUUUUUAAU
This is a messenger RNA of Nicrophorus vespilloides, 2054 nucleotides long. It is a transcript of the gene emp, whose product is annotated as scavenger receptor class B member 1. The transcript is spliced from 10 exons. Gene Ontology annotation, molecular function: scavenger receptor activity. The coding region runs from base 40 to 1581 and encodes 513 amino acids. Gene Ontology annotation, cellular component: membrane; lysosome; cytoplasm. NCBI's taxonomy places the organism in Eukaryota, Metazoa, Arthropoda, Insecta, Coleoptera, Silphidae. The record is from RefSeq and is a predicted model, not a curated record.